Zasmidium cellare ATCC 36951 is the source of this 1326-nucleotide messenger RNA. RefSeq lists its product as uncharacterized. The coding region runs from base 1 to 1326 and encodes 441 amino acids. The transcript has a single exon. Lineage: Eukaryota; Fungi; Ascomycota; Dothideomycetes; Mycosphaerellales; Mycosphaerellaceae. The record is from RefSeq and is a predicted model, not a curated record.
AUGCAGCAACCAUUGGACUCGAACACGUCUGCGAAUCGCUCCAUCUCGCCGCACAAUUCCUCGACGCCGCUGAUCUCGGAGCGCCAACGACAGGACUUGCGACAGGCGGGGAAUACUACUGCCGCUGCGUCUUCUUCUUCUCCUGCUGCUGCGACGACGACGACGACGACGACCGACGAGAAGGAUCCUAAGAAGAAGAGAUUGCCGCUGUUUGGUUUGGGCAAGAAGAAAGAGGAGAAGCAACAAUCAUCAUCAGCCAUGGACGCGCCAGCUGCAGCGCCGCCCACACAGCCCGGUGCUGUCGCCUCGGCGCAGAAACAAUCGCAAUUGCAACAGCAACAACAGCCUGACCUCAAGCCCACCGCGCAGCCUGUUCCUGUAUCACCCUCGCGCCUCCCGUAUCAGCCUGCCGUCGCGGCGUCGCCGUCACGGUUACGAUCAGCUUCGCCUAGGCUACACAGCCCGGCUUCGUCCGAGAUCUUUGAACGCAAUGUCCAGGAACCUGUGCCGAUUAGCACUCUGGGGAAUGAAUUGAGUCCCGCGCAUAUCCCUUCGCAUGUCAUCACCGAGGACUCGAUCCCGCCGGCAUUGGAGGCUUCGGCGCAGGCGAUCACGAGCGAGUCAUUGAACCCCGAUGAGGUCGAGAUUGUGACCUCUUCUUCGCAUCAGCCUGCUGCGACGGUGUUGGAGCCUUCGGCCAGUCAUGCGGAUUUGACGUCGCUGAAUUCGCCGCCGGCGCUUUUGCAGCAGAAGUCUGAGGAGAGCGAAAUGGCGUCGAGUCUCAAUUUACAUCAGGCUGCGCUUGCGCCUGGCGCGGAGGACGACAGUGCGAGCAACUAUGGCCAGCUGGAUCCUAACGAUGUGCGGAGAUUGAGUUUCAUCUCGUUCAAGGACAUCGUCCACAGCGAACACCAACAAAUGGCCGCGUCAUCGCUGGGGGAAGUUGGAAGCAGAGAUAGCCUCCACAUCGCCAACCUUCCCUCAACAGCCGGUCUUCCAGAACGUGCGGCAUCACCCCUACGCUCACCACGCUCGCCAAACUCAACGCACAGUCACACCCUAAGCAGCGGUCUCUCCACGCCACCACCCGGUGCCGGAAUCAAUCACCCUCUGAGUUCAACACAUGCCGACCAGUCACCCGUCCGGAGCAUCGGCAUUGGAAGCACUUCCAGCUCACAACACGGCGAGCUGACGAUUGAGACGAUGCGUCAAGCCCUCCGCAAGACUGCCAGUGGCGAUCUCUCCAGUGGAAGGAGCGCGGGGAUGAGUCCUGUCAGCGAUGAGAAUUCGGUUCGCAAUGAGCCGAGGAGUCGGACGAAUACUUGA